GAAAUUCGCCGCAGCUGCAGUCCAAUCGCCGGCGGCAGAAAAAUGGGGAAGAAAAGCAAGAGAAGCCAUGACGACCCUGAGCUCGAAAUGGAGGAGUCCGAGCUAACAGAGAGAAUCGACGGAGACCUCAAAAAGAAGAAUAAGAAGAAGAAGAAGAGAAGCCAUGACGAUCCGGAGCAAAAGGUGAGUCACGACGGAGAAGCGAAGAAGAAAAAAAAGAAGAAAAGCAAGGAGGAGGAGCCAAAUGUAGAAGAAAAGAAAAACGAAGAGAGACCAACUGUUACAAUAGCCAUAGCUGGCUCCAUCAUCAACAACACUCAAUCACUUGAGCUCGCCACACGUCUUGCUGGCCAAAUUGCUCGUGCAUCCACAAUUUUUCGAAUCGACGAGAUUGUAGUGUUUGACAACAAGAGCAGCUCAGAGGUCAACAACUCCUCUGUUACGAAUCCUUCUGAUAGCAACGAGAGUGGUGCCCCUUUUCUCGUUCGUAUCUUGAAGUAUUUAGAGACACCACAGUAUUUGAGGAAGACUCUCUUCCCCAAGCACAAUGAUCUUAGAUUUGUGGGUAUGUUGCCACCUCUUGAUGCUCCUCACCAUCUGCGUAAGCACGAGUGGGAACAAUACCGUGAAGGUGUGACGCUAAGGGAAAAGCCAAUAAACUCUGAGGGUACAUUGGUUGAUGUGGGUCUAGACAAGAGUGUUGUUGUUGAUCAAGUGCUUAGUCCAGGUGUUAGAGUCACAGUAGCCAUGGGAACCAACCGUGAUUUAGAUUUGGUACGUCAGAUUGUUCCCCCCUCUAAGCCAAGGGAAGAAGCAGGGAUGUAUUGGGGAUACAAAGUACGAUAUGCAUCACACCUAAGUUCAGUAUUCAAGGAAUGCCCUUUCGAGGGUGGUUACGAUUAUUUGAUUGGUACCUCGGAGCAUGGCCUGAAAAUUAGUUCAUCAGAGCUGAAAAUACCAACAUUUAGGCAUCUAUUGAUUGCAUUUGGAGGGCUAGCUGGUCUUGAAGAAAGUGUCGAAGAAGAUAACCAGUAUAAGGGGAAAAACGUGCGAGAAGCGUUUAAUAUAUACUUGAAUACAUGUCCACAUCAAGGAAGCCGAACCAUUCGAACAGAGGAAGCCAUGUUUAUAUCACUUCAGUACUUCCAAGAACCCAUUAGCAGGGCAAUGAGAGGAGUUGAAGCUUGAUAGAAGCGUCAACGAAGAAGCUAUUGUUUGACAUUAGAUUUGAGGGGAUGUAAUGUAACCUAUCUCGAGAAAGCUUUUCCUAAUCGAUGUGUUAGAGUGUGGAUUCAGUUAUCUUCUCAUCGUACUAUAUGCCAGUAUCCGGUAUUAAAUUUUGUAUCCAGUGUUGCCCCAAGAAAUGUACCCAUUUUGACAAUGAAGAAUUAAAUUAUGGAUUACCAACUAAA
This is a messenger RNA of Brassica napus (rape), 1412 nucleotides long. Its product is annotated as putative methyltransferase C9orf114 homolog. The record is from RefSeq and is a predicted model, not a curated record. Lineage: Eukaryota; Viridiplantae; Streptophyta; Magnoliopsida; Brassicales; Brassicaceae. The transcript is spliced from 11 exons. Bases 43 to 1188 code for a protein of 381 amino acids.